Molecule: messenger RNA, 1098 nt
Organism: Hydatigera taeniaeformis
Lineage: Eukaryota; Metazoa; Platyhelminthes; Cestoda; Cyclophyllidea; Taeniidae
Source: the annotation of a GenBank genome assembly
UCUUCUAGUCAUUCGACGACGAUUAUUGCGAGCAGAAUACCACCAAAUGAUCAUGAUCAACCCAAGCAGACCUCCGUAACUCGUGGUAAACCAGAGUGGCAGAAAAAUACGUUGCGUGUGUGUGGAAACUGGUCUGAACAGCUUAGUUCAAAGGGAAAGGUGUAUUUCUACAAUUGUAUAACGGAGGUAUCUCAGUGGCAAAAGCCUCUUGAAUGGACACUUCCCGAUAUGACUCAAAGUCAAACCGUUAAGCGUUCAUACUCUACGCUAAGUCAAGUGGAAAGAGUACAGUCCCGGUUGCAAGACGGUGCCUCUUCCCCAAAGCGUCAAAGGUACACGGGGAGUAAAGGUGGUUCUGAUCGAACCAAGGUUGAGGGAAGUUCAUAUUCUCACAUAGAACAACACAACUUACAUCUGGUUUCGCCAAGGAAAGUUGACCAUUCGGGUAAGGCUGCAGUAUACUCAUUCAAACUAGAAUUCUCUCGCGAUGUAGGCCAUGGGUCGCCUCAACGUGUUUCUGGAAAUGUGAGGGAUUCAUUUGAGGGAGUGAAGACUAGCUCGUCCUUAGCUUCGUCCACACAUAACGCCAUUAGCUUAGAGAAUCAUGCGUCUUGUGAGGGAGAUGCUGAUUUACAAUCUAAGGUCCCUUCGGGCAGGGUUCCUGCACAUGACGACCAGGCUCACGCAAUUAUGCCACCGAAACUAGCAACUAUUCUUGCCUCGCAUUCUACUCGAAGUCCGCUUUUGGUGGCUUCAUCCUCUGUUCAAGUGCCAAGUGGCGAUCCUCAACCGUCCAUUUCUCGAUCUUCCAGCCCCUCAUUGCCUCGAGGCGAGGCGGCACUUACUCUCCGACAACAUUCUGCAAAUGCUUGUCAACGUCGGUUUCCUCACGACUUGCCGGUUGUAAAUAACGGAGGUCCACUGCUCCCUGAUACUCUACCUAGAGAUAGCUGCUCAUCCAAAUCUGAUCGACGUUCUGCACAAAUUGACAAACAAUCUGCCGAUGAUGCACUUUACCAUCCACUGUGGGUCCCCUGUGUAGAUAGUGGAGGAGUGUGCUUGGCUGAGCACAUCCGGCAAGCCUUUUCGUACCACUAG